This is a messenger RNA of Penicillium brevicompactum, 1908 nucleotides long. RefSeq lists its product as uncharacterized. NCBI's taxonomy places the organism in Eukaryota, Fungi, Ascomycota, Eurotiomycetes, Eurotiales, Aspergillaceae. Gene Ontology annotation, molecular function: oxidoreductase activity, acting on the CH-CH group of donors. The transcript is spliced from 5 exons. Bases 1 to 1908 code for a protein of 635 amino acids. The record is from RefSeq and is a predicted model, not a curated record.
AUGUCAAACCUCAAGCCCUCUACAGCAGAUGAAGGUUUCAUCCUCUCGAACCCGGCAUUGGAGAAUCCGGCCACCUCUGAUGAAGCCUUUCAGAGAAUCUUAAAAUGGCAUCUUCCGCAAGACUUGCUCGCAAAGAUAUCACCCGAGUUGCAGAAGUUCGGAUCGGAGGCGAUCUCGGACGAGAUCAAUAGUUUGAUUGGGAACGCCGAGACAGAACAACCCCAUGUCAAGACACGCAACGUUUGGGGGGCAAGAUAUGAGAAGGACCGUCUUAUCACUAGUACCGGAUGGAAAGAACUGGGCAGAUGGGGUAUCAGCAACGGUGUCGUUGGACUCGGAUAUGAAGAAGGAUUUGAAUCGUAUCGGCGCGUGGUCCAACAUGCUUUCAAUUACAUCUUUUCGGCUUCAUCCGCUGCAUACUCAUGCCCGGUUUCCAUGACUUCGGGGGCGGCACGACUAGUUCGACAUCAGCUUGCGGGACUCCCACAAGACCAUCCUUUCCAUGAACUCUAUGCACGUCUCAUUGCUCGAGAGAACAACUGGAUAUCUGCUCAGUGGAUGACAGAGCGCCCGGGUGGUAGCGAUGUUAGAAAUAGCGAGACUGUGGCAGUCUACUCUCCGCCAGAACACAAGACUGGUCGCUUCGGUAAUAUUGAACAAGGCGACUAUCUGCUCUCCGGUUUCAAAUUCUUCUGCAGUGCCACCGACUGCGACAUCGUGUUGCUUCUGGCGAAGACUGAGUCAGGCGAGCUAUCACUUUUUGUGGCCCCGACUACAAUUAAAAUCACUGGCGAGAAUGGAAAAUCAAAGAAGGUAUCGAAUGGCAUUCGUAUCCAUCGACUGAAGAACAAGAUGGGCACAAAGGAGCUUCCAACAGCCGAGACGGAGCUCACAAACGUUCGCGCUCAUCUGAUCGGACCAAAAGAUCGCGGCAUUGCAACUAUCGCAUUGCUAUUGAACGUGACUCGCAGUCAUAAUUUUAUAACAGCCCUUUCGUGUCUGCGCCGGGCAUUGGACAUUGCCAAAGCAUUUGCUCGUGCUCGCACGACUAUCGAUCAACCGUUGUGGACAUUCCCCAUGCAUUUGAAUGUACUGUCUCAGUUGGAAGUGAAGCACCGUGGCUGGUUGCACCUAGCAUUCUUCACCUCAUCACUUCUCAGUUUUGUCGAUAAUGGGUUUCCAACAGAUUUGCCUUCUUGCUACGAUGGCCUCCGGGGUUCUCCAUCAAUAGCAACAACAGUUCUGCGUGCCCUCACAUCGACUACAAAGGCGGUUGUCUGCAAGUCUGCCACGUUAUCUUUCCAAGAAUGCCAGGAAGCGAUGGGUGGCGUUGGGUAUAUGGAUGAGCCUGAGGAGCCCGAGUUCAACGUGAGUCGUCUUUGGCGUGAUACAGCUAGCAAUAGCGUAUGGGAAGGAACAACCAAUGUUCUUGCCAGCGAGACGGUCCGACAUUUGACGAAUGGGAGGAGCCUUACAGUUUUCGGCACUUGGAUCACCGAUUGUACUCGCCAUAUCUCACACAAUAGCCUCAAAGUUACGCUCGAAGCUACAUGGAAUGACUUGGCUGUAAAGCUUGCAUCUGGCCAAGAUGAACGUGGUCUUGUGGGUGUAUUGGCGGUCGGUCGCCAGGUCAUGUUCACUCUUGCAUGGCUGAUCAGUGGGGUCCUUCUCUCACUAGAUGCCCAGCGAGAUCGCGAUGGGGUUGCAUGUGAAGUAGCACGACGAUGGGUACUUGAAGGACAAGGAAUACCUGCUGAGUUUGGAUUCCCAGAACUAAUUUAUCGGCAUUCUGCCAUGUCGCCAGAAAGCAUGAGCCAGCAUGAGAGGACUGCGUGGGACUGUCGCAUCGUUUGGGGGGUGGAUCUCCCGCUUGGAGCGUCGACGGGUUACCGGGCUGCUAAGAUCUAA